AGGGGGGGGUGAAGUGUAGCGCAUUCCUUGAGAGAGAAUCCAGCCCUUUUCUUCUCUCCCAGCCGGCUUGCAGCGAGGCAGCUCAGGUCGCGCACGCAGCAGACUCAUGAGAUUUGUCUGAAAUUGAGAGAGCUUUGUGGUCGGUAGGGAAGUUAGGAGAAGGCUUAUUCGCCUAAAUAGCGAGUAUUGCUGCGAAAACAAUUUGUAGCCUACUUUGUGUCGCAGAGAAUUGAUUUAGUCUGUUACCCGUUUUCGUGACCAUGGUUUCACAACGGAGACCAACUCACUUGUACGGGUGGGCAUUGAUGAUAGUCGCCGUUUUCUGUCAACGGUGUCACGGAAGUUGUCCGGAGAAAGACUUGGAGAAAAGGGAAGAGGAGGCGAACGUAGUUUUGACUGGUACCGUUGAAGAAAUCAUGAACAUGGACCCAGUGCAUAAUACAUACUCGUGCAAGGUGAGGGUAUGGCGGUACCUGAAAGGCAAGACCAUGGUCAACGGCGAGGUUCUUCUGGACGGCGGCAACAAGGUGAUGAUCGGCGGCUUCGGGGACCCUGUGAUAUGCGACAACCAGGUUGCCACUGGCGACACGCGCAUUUUCUUUGUCAACCUGGCCCCGGAGUACAUGUGGCCGGCACAUAGGAACGAGCUGAUGCUCAACUCCAGCCUGAUGAGGAUUACCCUGCGUAACCUGGAGGAGGUGGAGCACUGUGUGGACGACAAACCUGUUCACUUCACGCCGGCCCAGCCUCCUGAUGGUUGCAGAGGUAUGCUGUGCGGCUUCGGGGCGGUGUGUGAGCGUGAAGCGGCUGACCCCUCUAAGGCGGAGUGUGUAUGCAAGAAGAUGGUUUGUCCGUCGGUUGUGGCACCCGUGUGCGGCUCAGACUCCUCCACCUACUCCAACGAGUGCGAGCUGGAGAAGGCCCAGUGCAACACGCAGCGACGCAUCAAGGUGCUGCGCAAGGGACCCUGUGCCCUGAAGGAUCCAUGCAGCGAGGUGAUCUGCAGUUACGGCAGCACCUGCAUCCAGUCAUCGGACGGCCUGUCGGCCAAGUGCAUGUGCCCGCUGAGCUGCGAAGGCAAGCCCGAGCAGGUGAUGUGUGGCAGCGAUGGCCAGGACUACCGCAAUGAGUGUGAGCUCCACAAGCAGGCCUGCCAUACCAAGAAGAACAUCCGCCUUCAGCGCCAGGGAUCCUGCAACCCAUGUAAAGGCCUCGAGAACAACCUGAACGUUGCAUGCCGGGUGGAACCGCGCACCCACCAGCCCCUGAAUAUCCCCCGCCCGGAGUCCUGCCCAGCCGUCAAUGAGCCACUGUGUGCCAGCGAUGGGCAGACGUACGAGAGUGAGUGCCAUAUGAAGCGGACGGGCAUGCAGAAGGGCAUUGAACUCAAGAAGAUCCACCCGGGCCGCUGCAAGAAACAAGAGGAGUGCAGGGAGGAGUGCAAGUUCAACGGCGUGUGCCAGGUGGAGCGUCUGGGCAUGCGCUGCUCCUGCGAGCCCAUCCAGUGCGAUGGCACCUACAAGCCGCUGUGCGGCAAGGACGGCCACACCUACAUCAAUGACUGCGAGCGCCGGCGGGCUGAGUGCCAGGCCAAGGCCCAUAUUCCCGUCAAGCAGCAAGGCCCGUGUGAUCUACACACUCCCAGCCCGUGCCUGGGGAAGACCUGCGAGUUCGGGGCCGCGUGCGUGGUGAAGAACAACGAGCCCGUGUGCGAGUGCCAUGGUGCCUGCCCCCAGAUGCCCGACCUGGUGUGCGGCAGUGACGGCCACAGCUACGGCAGCCAGUGUGAGAUGAAGGCCAUGGGCUGCGCCCUGCAGAAGGAGAUUCACAUCCAGCACCGAGGACCCUGCGACGAGGCGUGUGCCAACUGUUCGUUUGGGGCGAUCUGCGAUGGGCAGUCUGGCCGCUGUGUGUGCCCGCAGGAGUGUGUGGAGUCCCACCAACCGGUGUGCGGCAGCGACGGCUCCACCUACGACAGCGAGUGUGAGCUCCACGUGCGUGCCUGUACCGAGCAGCUUGACCUGCGCGUGCUUGCCCAGGGAGAAUGCAAGACGUGCGGUAGCGCCGUGUGUGCCUGGGGGGCCCGCUGCGUCCAGAACAAGUGCGAGUGCCCGCAAUGCCAGGGCCAGGCCUUCUCGCCCGUGUGCGGCAGCGACGGCUUCACCUACGACAACACCUGCGAGCUGGGCGUGGCCUCCUGCGUCCUCAAAAAGAAGAUUGAGGCGGCCAAGCCUGGCAGCUGCGACGAAGAGUGUGGUUCAGGAGGAUCGGGGUCAGGUAUUGAGAGCUGCGAACAGGACAGGUGUCGUACGUUUGGAGGAUCGUGGGACGAGGACGCAGAGGACGACCGCUGUGUCUGUGACUUCGACUGCCAUCGCGUGCCUCGCAACCCCGUGUGUGGCUCAAAUGGGAAGACCUACAGCAACGAGUGUGAAAUGAAGAAGGCUAGGUGUGAAAAGCAGGAGCACCUGCUGAUCCAGAAUCAGGGACCCUGUACAGCGAUUUCGGCCACCUCUCCGACAAAGCUGCCAGCACAGGAACACUGCAGUUUGUCAGUCUAUGGCUGUUGCCGUGACAACAAGACGGCGGCCCUUGGUGUGGGACUUGCCGGAUGCCCCAGUACAUGCCAGUGUAACCCGUACGGCUCCUACAAGGGGACUUGUGACCCGGGCAGCGGCCAGUGCUCCUGUAAGCCCGGCGUCGGGGGACAGAAGUGCGACCGCUGCGAUCCAAGCUUCUGGAACUUCCGCGGCAUCGUCACAGAGAACUUGAGCGGCUGCACACCGUGUAACUGCGACGCGGUGGGCUCGGUGAGGGACGACUGCGAGCAAAUGUCAGGCCUGUGCUCCUGCAAGACGGGAGUGAAGGGCAUGAAGUGCAACGUGUGCCCCGACGGCAGCAAGAUGGGUAUGAGCGGCUGCGACACAGGUGCCGAUGCCCCAACUUCAUGUGAUGAGCUGGACUGCAAGUUUGGCGCGUUGUGUGACGAGGUCAAUGGUCAAGCCCACUGCGAAUGUCCCUCUCCCGACUGUGACGAGAAGAACAAGACCAAGGUGUGUGGCUCUGAUGGGGUGACCUACGCUGACCAGUGCCAGCUGAGGACCAUUGCCUGUAGGCAGGACAAGCACAUCACAGUGGAACGCUUUGGCCAGUGUACAGAAAGCAUCAUAGAGCCGGCCGGCCGAUCCACUCUUUACCCCCCCACCUCCCACGCCGCCGCCACCACCCCCUCCACCGCCCACGUCAGGCUCACGUCGCCGCACUACGGUGCAUCACUCUCUCCCUGGGACGAUGAUCAAAUGAAGGGGCCCGGCCUCUUUCGUGGAAGCCUUGCCACCCCCCAUGGCCACGGAGAGCGCGCUCACCACCAACCGCCCCGUCACCACCCCCCGCCACCCACCUCACUCCACCACCCCCACCUGCCUGGACACACCAGCCCUGGCUCCUCCCCUACCGCCUUUGAAGACUCAGGGAGCGGCGAGCCCAGCGGAGACGACCAGGUGGCGGAAGAGGAGGAGAAUGAGGAAGAAGGUAGCGCCUUCGGAGUUCUGGAGGCGAGCGGAGAGGAGCCUGUUGACCCCACAGCUGCGGCCACCACCAUCCCCACGGCGGAAGAUCGCUCGUCGUGUGACAACACUCCCUUCGGCUGCUGUCCCGACGGCAAGACGGCCUCCAGCAGCCCUGAGGGAGCCAAUUGCCCCCCCACCAUGAGGUUCAGCGGCUUCCUGCACCUAGACCAGGUGGAGGGCCAGGAGGUCUUCUACACCCCAGAGAUGGAGGAUCCCAAGUCUGAGCUGUUUGGGGAGACGGCCAGGAGCAUCGAGAGUGCUCUGAACGAGUUGUUCCGGAAGUCAGAGGUGCAGAAAGACUUCAUGAGUGUCCGCGUCCGCAGCCUGGCUCCCAGCAACUCCAUCUUGGCCUUCGUCGAGGCCCACUUUGACUCAGAGACCAGGUACACAGUGGAGGACAUCGAGGGAGCUCUGCUCAAGCAGCUGAAGGCAGCCAAGGAGACGGCCAUCAUGGUGAAGAAGCCAGAGGAGGAGAACAUUCGCUUCACCAACUACGGCCUCUCCUCCCUCCCCUACUUCACCACAACCACCACUACAACGGCCACAGCCACCACCCCCACUGCCAGCCCCUCCCCCUUCAUCACAAGCCGUCCCCCGGGCACCACCCGCCGCCCUUACACCAGCCGCCGGACCACCACCGCCCCCACGCCAGUGACCACACCGGCCCCCACUACUACCAUCACCCCCCUCCACAGGACCAGGCCUGUGCCCCACAACACCAAGGCCCAGCGGCCCUGCGACUCCCACCCCUGCCGCCACGGGGGCACCUGCGAGGACGACGGUGCCGACUUCACUUGCAUCUGCCCCGCCGGGAGAGGGGGUGCCGUCUGCGAGAAACUGAUCAAGUACUUCAUUCCGUCGUUCGGGGGUAAAUCCUACCUGGCCUUUGACACCAUGAAGGCUUACCACACGGUCCGCAUCGCCAUGGAAUUCAGGGCCGCCGAGAUGACGGGCAUCCUCCUCUUCAAUGGCCAGGACGGCAAGAAGGACUUCCUGUCUCUCACCCUGGUCAACGGCAAGGUGGAGCUCAAGUUCAACACAGGUUCGGGCACAGGCACCUUGGUCAGCAAGGUCCAGGUUAAGCAGGGUCGCUGGCACCAGCUGGUAGUGACAAGGAACCGGCGCAACGCCAUGCUGAGCGUGGACAAUGAGACCCACAUCGACGGCGCCAGCCCCCCCGGCACCGACGGCCUCAACCUGGACACUCACCUGUUCAUCGGAGGGGUGCCCGAAGACAUGAUGACAGAUGUGAAGGAGAGAACCUCCAUCGGUACGGGUCUGGUGGGCUGUGUGCGCAUGCUGGACGUCAACAACCUGGUGUACAACCUGCAGGAGAAGAGCGGCAACGUGCUGUACGGCACCGGUGUGGGCGAGUGCGGCAACAAUCCGUGCCAGCCUAACCCUUGCAAGAAUGGCGCCCCAUGCCAGGUCAAGGAGGCCGAGAUGUUCCACUGCAAGUGCAUCAACGGCUACUCCGGUCCGACGUGCGCCGACACCCACAACCCGUGCGAGCCCAACAGAUGCCACCCCUUGUCCCAGUGCCAGGUGCAGCCGGAGGGAGGGUACAAGUGCGAGUGUCCCAUGGGUCGCGAGGGACGCCACUGCGAGAAAGUGUCGGAGAAGAAAGGGGCCUACAUGCCGUUCUUUAGCGGAGACUCUUACCUGGAGCUGAAGGGAUUGCACACCUACGGUCACGAUCUCCACCAAAAGGUCAGCAUGACAGUGGUGCUCAUGGCCAAUGACUCCAACGGCAUGAUCUUCUACAGCGGCCAGAAGACGGACGGCAAAGGUGACUUCAUCUCCCUCUCCCUCAACGACGGCAUCCUGGAGUUCCGCUAUGACCUGGGCAAGGGCCCCGCUGUCAUCAGGAGUAAAGAUAAGAUCAAGAUGGGCGUGUGGAACACAGUGAACCUGGAGCGGGCCAAUCGAAAGGGAGAGAUUAACAUCAACGGAAAGGACCCAGUCAGAGGAGAGUCGCCGAACCAACACACCGCUCUCAACCUGAAGGAGUCUCUGUUUGUGGGUGGUGCUCCUGAUUUCAGCCGGCUAGCAAGGGCCGCCUCGCUCAAAGAUGGCUUCAAGGGGACCAUUCAGAAGAUCACCCUGAUGGGCACGCCCAUCCUCCGGCAGGAGAACGCGCUGCACUCCAGUGACGUGGCCAUGUUCGAGGGCCACCCCUGCAGCCGUGAGCCCUGCCACAACGGGGGUCGCUGCAACCCCCUGCUGGAGAGCUAUGAGUGUGUGUGCCUCCUCGGCUUCACAGGCACACACUGUCAGAACACCAUCUUCGAGAAGUCCGCCGGGGAAACGGAGUCCAUCGCCUUUGACGGCCGGACAUUCAUUGAGUACCACAACGCCGUCACCAAGAGUGAGAAAGCCCUGCUGGUGAACAAGUUUGAACUGAGCAUUAAGACCGAGGCCACUCAGGGCCUGGUGCUGUGGAGUGGUAAGGGCGUGGAGCGAUCUGACUACAUCGCCCUGGCGGUGGUGGACGGCCGUGUGCAGAUGACCUACGACCUGGGCUCCAAGCCUGUGGUGCUGCGCUCGACGGUCCGCGUUAACACCAACCGCUGGAUCCACAUCAAGGCCAGCAGAGCACUUAGGGACGGCUCUCUCCAGGUGGGCAACGAGGCAGCGGUCACAGGGUCGUCGCCCCUGGCAGCCACUCAGCUGGACACAGACGGAGCCCUCUGGUUGGGUGGCUUAGAGGAGUUGGCUGUGGCCCGGAGACUGCCUAAGGCCUACAGCACAGGUUUUGUGGGCUGUGUAAAGGAUGUCGCGGUGGACGGCGUGGAGCUCCACCUGGUGGAGGACGCCCUGAACAGCCCCAAAAUAUUACACUGUUCCGCCUCUGGCACAGCCGCCAUGGCCAAAAAAUAGCCUGGCUAAAAUCACUCCCUCCAUAAACGCCAUGUCUACUGCUGUAAUUAUUUUAUAUUUUUGUAUACUUUUCAUUGCUUUUUAUAUUGAAAAUAAAAAGAAAUACGUUGUUUUAAUUUUUUUUUUUUUUUAUAUAUAUAUUUUUUUGUUUUCUGCGCCUCCUGUUCAUUCAUUAUCCCCGCCCUGAAACGCAGGUGUACAUACCGUACAUAUACGCGUACUUUUGUGUGAUGUCGCGAGACAAGUGUAAGCUGUAUUCAUUGUGUUGUUUUGUUGUUUUAAAACAAACAUGAACAAAACCUCUCCCUCGCUCAUUACUUGAACACUGGUGAAUCACAUUGGUGCUCUCUAUUAUUUCCUUGUCUUGAUGCCAUAUCAUUCACUACCACACAACAGAGCCUAUGGAAAUACAUACAAACAUUCCCCUGUGAGAUAAAUGCAGUCGAGACACACUGCUGUUUCCUUGGUCAUUGUCAUUAGAGCACACUGUUACAAAACGUUUUUUAAAAACAUUUUGCAACGGAAAAUGAAAACGGGCAUGUUUUAUUUGGCGUGUCUGUUUUCUUCCGUUUCGUGCCUAAUGAACAGGACAAUGGUAUCCUAGAACCAUCUGCUUGUAACCAAUAGGGCUGCUCAGAAUGAACUUCUUCAACCGCUUAAUCAAACUCCUCAAACAGCGCAAAUGCUCUACAUUGCCUCUCAAUCAACGACUUGAGUUUUGAAAUGAUUCGCAAACCCCCAGAGCUGAACAAAAACAAAGUGCCCUGCAUUCAAGGACAACACACAUAUCAUCAUUCCACAACAUGCAUCAAUCAAGAAAUGUAAUAAUAAUUGAAUUAAAUAAAUGUAAUAAAUAUAGACUAUAUAAAUACCUGAGACUGUGAAUAUGUAAGAUUGGUUCUCUUCUCAAGAAUUGUGAAUCUCAUGUAUUGUGCUUUCUAUUUUACAAUCAGGAUGACCAUUAGUUGCAUGCAGUUUCUGCAGUGUUGAUUUUGUUUUGUUUUGGUUUCACUGUGUUGCCGGCCAAGUGGAUUACCUGUCGCAAACACGCAUUGUGUUUUACAAAACGGUUCAACUAUCUGGUUUCACUGAGCUAGGAUAACUAUUUCAUUUUGGUGGGGUCCUUUUUUGAGCACUUGUUUUUCUAUUGGAGUUUGUUUUGCUGGACUUGGAAUGGCUCAAAAGGACAGGUUGUUGUUGUUACCGCAACUGGCCUGGUGGGAGUGCUAUAAGCUCAGGCUGAAGAGAGGACCGACCAAGAGGAAGAAGCGAGAUACUGUAUCAUACCAGAGGAGACAAUAGGACCCUCAAAUGCUCAGUCAUGGAAUGUUCAGUAGUCAAUGAAAUUCUUCAGUCUUUCAAACUUCAAUGUCCAUUUUUUGAUCAAAUUGGAAUGAAGACUGGGUUAUACUUUCUCUUGCAUUAAGAGUGAUCCAUCUCUUGCUGUUGGAAAAGUGAUAAUGUGAUGAGUUGGGACAUUUGGCAGCAAAAUGAGGAAAAAAAUAGCAAACAUAAUCGCAAUUACUAAUAAACGUACUUAUGCAUGGGUUUGUAUUGUCGAGAUGAAUUCUGUAACAUCCAAAAACUCACAAUGCAAUGCAAAAACUAAACUGCAAUGACUGACAUAAACCCACUCUGUUUUGAUAUAUAAGAUACUUGGCAAUAUUAUAAGAGAAAACAAAUGCUUGUUCAAGGUUGAGUAUCAGUGGUAUUGUAUUAGUUUGUUUAAGUUCUUCAUUAUUUCCCCCCCCCCCGCGAUACAACAACGGCCAUUUUGUACAGCCCUGAAAUUUGUAAGUGAAAAUUUUGCAAUGUGUAAAACUGUAGAGGUUAUGUUUUUAGUGCUAUACACUGGAAAUAAGUCUGACUUGUCUGUUCACUACACACAAUAAUGAUGUUCCUAUGUCAAUGAGGAGGGGAGGAGCAUCAAAGUAUAUGGCUUUUGAGUGUAAUCAAGGACUAGUGUCCAUUCCAAGACCAGGAACCCUGUGUGUGUGUGUACAACACUGUAUUUACAUGUUGUAUUACUGUUGAAUUGGACCUAUUCCAGUAGUAGUUCAUGAGCAGUGGGUUCCUGUGUUAGUGGCACUCAGAAGACAAGUGGCGCAGGCUCAAGAGUGAGACGACACGAUCUAAUGUCGGGGUGGUAAAAACUAUCUAUGAAUUGCCUUAAAACAGGUCAGCGGCCUACAGGUUGACAAAGUCAUUGUCCAUACUGUUCUGUGCUCUUACAUUGGCCAGCAUACUAGCCUCAUCAUCUUCAUGUAAAUUAAUACAUAAUAAUUAUAUUAAUAAUUCUCAUACAAAUCCUCAGAGGGACGCACAAAUGGUCGACCUCUGGCUUUACAUAAAAUAUACUAUUUACUGUUUGAAUCUAUUUUCUGUUCCUUAUUUAUGUCUUCAUGUGGAUUCCGUCUGGCCUCUGUAAACUACUGUUUGAUUGAGACACUCCCGAAGGGCAGUGCACUGAGUAAGAGUGGCAUGACCUGAUCAUUACUAACUUUAUUACCUUUGUCUUGUGUUCCUACCACCAUGAAAUAAAGUGUCAAACAAACAGA
This is a messenger RNA of Oncorhynchus keta (chum salmon), 9007 nucleotides long. RefSeq names its product agrin-like. NCBI's taxonomy places the organism in Eukaryota, Metazoa, Chordata, Actinopteri, Salmoniformes, Salmonidae. Gene Ontology annotation, biological process: negative regulation of serine-type peptidase activity; receptor clustering; G protein-coupled acetylcholine receptor signaling pathway. Gene Ontology annotation, molecular function: calcium ion binding; serine-type endopeptidase inhibitor activity; laminin binding. The record is from RefSeq and is a predicted model, not a curated record.